AUGAGGUCGAUCGUGCAGAGUAAGUGUUGACCAAUGUCUUCUUCUCACCAGCUUCCACCUGGACCACUGUGGUGGAAUGCCCUGGUUGCAGCUUCAAAGGGAGAACCUUGAUGACCCAUGCCACCCAGGCCAUCUACUGCUGUCGGAUUAAGUCAAAGUCAGGUAGGCAACACUCCUACUUGUUUUUUAUUAUUAUAUAUUUUUGAAGGAGUGGGGCAGUCCCAUUCCUAAUGUAUUUUAUUGGUUUUAUUGAACAGAUAGGACAGUGGCGAGAUGACAGGAAAGGAAAGAGAGUGCGAGUCAGAAGGGAAUGGGUUGGAUUCUAAUGCCGACUCGGGUAUAUAAUAAUUCAUUUAAUUUGUCAAGCGUUUUUCUCACACCCAAGGCACUACAUAGAAAAAAUAUAUAUAUAAUAAUAAAAACAAUCCAAAACACAGAACAUAGAACACAGACAACAAUCAAAGCUAUAUACAGGUGUCGUCAGAUCCGGAGGACACGAGAACAGAAUUAGCAGAGGUCCUUGAAAGCUUUCUGAACAGCACAGUCUUGAGCUGUGCCUUAAAGGAGGACAGAGACUCUGCAGCCAUAAUGCUGUCUGGAAGUGCGUUCCACAGCUGCGGAGCCGUGCAACUGAAAGCCCUGUCACCCAUAGUUUUUAGUCUGCUGCGGGGCUGCUGAAGGGAGGCGGAAGUGCGAAGGGUGCGUGUGGGGCAGGAGGGUAGAAUGAGGUCAGACAUGUACUUGGGUCCAGAGUUGUGGAUAGCUUGGUAGGUGUGAACCAGGAUUUUGUAGUCAAUGCGUGAGCAUAUGGGGAGCCAGUGGAGGUUGAACAGCACUGGAGUGAGGUGUGGUGAGGACACGUGCAGCACAGUUCUGGACAUAUUGUAGCCUGUUUAGGCACAUGGCAGAUGCGCCUAUAAAAAGGGCAUUACAAUAGUCCUGACGGGAUGAAAUAAAGGUGUGGAUGAGUCGCUCAGCUGCAGGUUGUGAUAGCAUAGGUCUUAACCUGGCAAAAAAUAUGGAAAAUGAGACUUUGGUCAUACUCUUGAUGUUGGCCUCAAACAAAUGCUGACUGUCAAAUAUCAAACCCGGUUUGUGAAACUCACUGGAGGGGAGGACCUUGACACCAUCAAUAUUGAGGCUGUAGCUGCUGGUGUUGUUUAUGAUGGUGCGAGUGCCAAUCAGGACGACAGGAAAACUCCAUGCUUUGAUGUCCUGCAGGCAGCUGACCAGGAGUGCAUUGGCAGUGUCAGUGUUUGUGGAGACAUACAGCCGAGUGUCGUGUAUGUGUACUGGGGUCUGUGGCGCUAACUGCUAGACCACACAGGCCACAUCAUUCAUAGGAGUUUUCUCCUUACACAGUGUUCCUUUAUGGCAGAGCUGCCCAAGUCUAGUGAUCGAGGCCCACAGUGUCUUUGAUUUCUAUUUCAUGUCAAUAUUUGUCACUCUGUCGUUCUAUUUCUGCAGACGACAUGCUAUACACAGAGACCGACCUGGAGGGGAGUAUGGACAAGCUAGAGACCAUCAACCUUCACGAGGUGAAGUAGGUGGCUGGCAUCAAUUUCUGGUGCUGCCACACCGGGCACGUCCUUGGUGCAGCCAUGAUCGAGAUUGCUGGAGUUAAGGUAGGGAGUGGAUUGAAGUAUUGUGAUGAUUGAACUUCUUAAUUUGUGUUUAGGUUUCCUCUGAAGUACACAACUGUACACAAUAUACUGUAUGAUGUGAUAUUGUUAUUGUGUUAGUUAUUCUAUUCCUUUUUUAUUCUAUUCUAAUGCCUGUCUCUGGUAAUCACAGUCCUCUGUAUUGGGGAUGAAUUAUUCAACAACAACAAAAAAUCUCUCUCUCCCUAGCUGUUUUCUCUCGCCAGGAGGACGGUCAUCAUGGCUGCCGAAAUCCCCAGUAUCAGACCUCACAUCCUCAUCAUAUUACGGAACCAAUAGUCAGUAAGCACUGUGAUAUUUUGUCCACACAUUGGCAGAUGGGUUCAAAGUUCAUCUCUCUCUCUCUCUCGUCCACAAAUGGCAUGCACAUCCACGAAAAAAGGGAGGAGCGCGAGGCUGGCUUCUGUAACACGGUCCAUGGCAUAGUGAACAGGGAAGGCCGCUGUCUCAUCCCCGUGUUCGCCUUGGGGAAGAGCCCAGGAGCUGCUGCACAUCCUGGGUGAGACCUUCCGCCUCAAGCGCCUCUGCGUUAUGGUCAAAUGGUUCUGACUGAAAAUACCUAACAUUUCUCCCUCCCCUCUUAUUACACAUUGAAUAUAAACUGGAGGCUCCGGUUGUGUUUUCUCUGUAGAUGUGUAUUGGCAGAACCACCCUGAGCUCCAUGAUAUAUCUACUACGUCUCUCUGGCCAAGAAGUGCAUGGCCGUCUACCAGACCUACGUCAAUGCCAUGAACGACAAGAUCCGCAAAGCCAUCAACAUCAACAACCUCUUUGGCUUUAAGAACAUCAGCAACCUCAAGGUUAGAGGAACUCUUAGGAGGAUACUUACCUGUAGGUUUUCUUCUCUAAGGAGAAUGCUACAAGCACACACUCGUAAUGCUAUGUUUGACAGGUAGAAUAUGGUCGUUAUGUCCAUAUUCCAUAUAUGGAUCAAUAUGUCUGGCUUAUCUGUUUUCAACCUAGUUAGCUUGGGAGACACCACUUAAACCCUCUCUCAAUGAUGAACCUAUGUCCCAGACUCGAGCAUCCCCCGUCUCUGACUUCUCGUCCCCACUCUGUCUCUCCAGAGCAUGCACCACUUUGACGACAUAGGUCCCAGUGUGGUGAUGGCGUCUCCAGGUAUGAUGCAGAGCGGCCUGUCCAGGGAGCUGUUUGAGAGGUGGUGCACCGACAAGAGGAAUAGAGUCCUCAUCGCUGGCUACUGUGUGGGGGGAACCUUGGCCAAGGUAAGAUUGACUUACAUAUUGGUCGCAUUCAUUAGGCAACAAAUGGAGAGAAAAAAACUGACUGAAAUAGGGAGGGACUAGUCCGCUACUUGUCCAAUAAGAAACACUUGUUUUCGUUUUAUGUGCCCUAAUGAAUAUGACCCUGGUUUCACUUCAGUUGUUCAAUGUCUAUGUAGAUCCCAUUUUCAGGACAUACAGGCUAUUACAAUCAUUCUAAUUGUCUUUUAUCUCUGUCUGUCAUGUGUGGUCUCUAGCACAUCAUGUUAGAGCCAGAGGAGAUCGACACCAUGUCAGGGCAGAAGCUGCAGCUGAAGAUGUCUGUGGAUUACAUCUCCUUCUCAUCUCUGGCCAUGCAGUCAUGGGUGAACAGAGAGUACAGGAGGGGACUGAGCACGCACCUCUGAGGGGCCCCCGGGUUGAGGAUCAGCAUGGCAGAUGUGUUGUUAUCUACCCUUACCACCUGGGGGCGGCCCGUCAGGAUGUCCAGGAUCCAGUUGCAGAGGGAGGUGUUUAGUCCCAGGGUCCUUAGCUUAGUGAUGAGCUUUGAGGGCACUAUGGUGUUGAACGCUGAGCUGUAGUCAAUGAAUAGCAUUCUCAUGUAAGUGUUCCUUUUGUCCAGGUGGGAAAGGGCAGUGCGGAGUGCAAUAGAGAUUGCAUCAUCUGUGCAUCUGUUGGGGCGGUAUGCAAAUUGGAGUGGGUCUAGGGUUUCUGGGAUAAUGGUGUUGAUGUGAGCCAUGACCAGCCUUUCAAAGCACUUCAUGGCUACAGACGUGAGUGCUACGGGUCGGUAGUCAUUUAGGCAGGUUACCUUAGUGUUCUUGGGCACAGGGACUAUGGUGGUCUGCUUGAAACAUUGGUAAUACAGACACAGUCAUGUCCUGGUAAUACGUCUGGCCCUGCGGCCUUGUGAAUGUUGACCUGUUUAAAGGUCUUACUCACAUCUGCUACGGAGAGCGUGAUCACACAGUCAUCCGGAACAGCUGAUGCUCUCAUGCAUGCGUCAGUGUUGUUUGCCUCGAAGCGAGCAUAGAAGUAAUUUAGCUUGUCUUGUAGGCUCGUGUCACUGGGCAGCUCGCGGCUGUGCUUCCCUUUGUAGUCUGUAAUGGUUUGCAAGCCCUGCCACAUCCGACGAGCGUCAGAGCCGGUGUAGUACGAUUCAAUCUUAGUCCUGUGUUGACGCUUUGCCUGUUUGAUGGUUCGUCGGAGGGCAUAGCGGGAUUUCUUAUAAGCGUCCGGGUUAGAGUCCCGCUCCUUGAAAACGGCACCUCUACCCUUUAGCUCAAUGCGGAUGUUGCCUGUAGUCCAUGGCUUCUGGUUGGGGUAUGUACGUACGGUCAUUGUGGGGAUGACGUCAUCGAUGCACUUAUUGAUGAAGCCAGUAACUGAUGUGGUGUACUCCUCAAUGCCAUUGGAAGAAUCCCGGAACAUAUUCCAGUCUGUGCUAGCAAAACUACCACAUCCUCACCCCCUCAGACCUCUCUAGUGAGUACUGGACCACUAAUAUAUGUUACAGUAUGUUCAUAUUAGCAUGUAUAGCUAAGUCAUACAAUCAUACAGUCUUUUAGCCUGGGUUGCCAGUCUGUUUCUGCUUUAGCCUAGCUGGCAUUGUCUAGCCAAACAAGGUAACAAUGCACUGUAGUGUUGUUAACAGGCUAAGGUUCUCACGUAUUUCUCACAAUGGAGCCUGGUUCUUCUGACUGUAUCCAUAAUGUUUCCUAAACUACCCAGACCUGGCCAUGAGCACAGUGAAACAGACCCAGGCCAUCCCAUUCACUGGACCACUCAUAAGAUCUUCAAGAACAUCACACUGGUGCAUGAGGCAGGCAUGGUGACGCUGGAGGUGAGCAGGCAGUCUGUUGUAGUCUGGGUCUUGUUCAUUAAGCACCAAACGGAAGAGAAUGGACUGAAACAGGGAGGGACUACCUAGACUUAACUAACGUUUUCUGUUGCAAAAUAUUUUCUGUCACAUGCCCUAAUGAACAUGACCCUGCAGUAUCAAUAACAAUAUAUUUUAUUUGGUGAACAAUUGUGGUGUCUGAGAUUGGUGAGAAACUGGAAUGUUUACAUCCAUGUUUCUCUGUCAUCCACUAGUGGAUUGCCAACCCGUUGAAUGACAUGUACGCUGAUGCAGUCACUACUUUUGUGUUGGAAAUCCAGUCCAACCCUAAAGCUCAGAAAGGUAUGGCCAUUGACUUUGACCUUUACCAGUAUCCACUUGCCUUUCUUAAUUGCCCCUGA
Coregonus sp. 'balchen' is the source of this 5125-nucleotide messenger RNA. The record is from the annotation of a GenBank genome assembly. Lineage: Eukaryota; Metazoa; Chordata; Actinopteri; Salmoniformes; Salmonidae.